Molecule: messenger RNA, 1131 nt
Organism: Macrobrachium nipponense
Lineage: Eukaryota; Metazoa; Arthropoda; Malacostraca; Decapoda; Palaemonidae
Product: aurora kinase A-like
Exons: 1
Coding region: 1-1131 (376 amino acids)
Biological process (GO): protein phosphorylation
Cellular component (GO): nucleus; cytoplasm
Molecular function (GO): ATP binding; protein kinase activity
Source: RefSeq, a predicted model, not a curated record
AUGAAAAAGAAAAAGAAGGUAAAUGAAAAGUUGAGGAAAAAGCACAGAAAAAAGGCAGAAGCAACAAAAGGAGAGAGAACUGAAUUUCCCCCGGAAACAAACCGGGCAAACAGAAGAGCGGGGAAAACCGGAAAGGGAAAGGAAGAGCCUCCGAAGAAGCAGGCUGAAAAAAUACAGAAGAAGCAGAAGAAAAUGGAGGCUCCAAAGAACCAGGCCGAGAAGAAUAAGAAGAAAGAGGAGCCUCAGAAGAAGCAAUCUAAGAAGAGAACGAAGAAAGGUGCGAAAGGGCUCCAAAAUCAGAAGGACACGCGGAAGACAGAAGCCAUAAUAAUGAGUGAGGCCGAGGUUGCCGAGCUCCUCAAGGAAGGAAAGGAGCUGGGCGCGGGGACCUACGGAACCGCUUACAAGGUCGUCCACAGGCGAGAGGUAGCCGUCCUAAAGGUGGCCAAUUCACGCCUGUGGAGUGUGAAAGCGGCUUUCAGAAAGGAAGCGAAGGUUCUUCAGGCCCUCAAUGGCACAGGAGGUGCUCCUCUGCUGUUUGGCACCUGUAGCAAACCAGCAGCUAUCCUCAUGGAGUAUUGCCCGGCCUGGGGAAGAGUUCCUCUCGUUUAUAAACGACUCGAAGAACUCUCCUUCCCUCGCUUUGGGAAUCCUUCCGGACAUUGCAAGGGAGCUGCACCAGAUCACUUGGCAGGUUACAUCCAUGUGGAUUUGAAGACGGAUAACGUCAUGGUCCACGUCCCAGAAGGCAAGGGCAAGAAAAAGGUGAAGCCCAGGAUAAUCGACUUCGGAAUAGCUGUGGAAAGGAAAAAGGAAAUCGAGCUAUAUCCGAAUUUUUCAGAUUCCAUCUACCCGCCUGAGUACACGGAAGGUGCGCCGGCGCAGCCCUCUGGGGACGUAUAUUCCAUGGGAUGUCUUAUUGAGGAUACGAUCUAUGCCUUCACCGAUCACAUCCCACAGCACUACGAAGAAAUUAUAAACAUGGCGAAGAACGAGAACCCAAGACUUCGCCCAACUGUCCCCAAGUUAGUGAAACUGUUGUACGAAGCAGCAAGAAAAGAUGGACCGACCUACAAUAGAAACCACAGGGGUAGCCAGGACAGUCUAAAAAAGUCCCUAGACACCUUCUAG